Messenger RNA from Papaver somniferum (opium poppy), 650 nucleotides. Its product is annotated as probable small nuclear ribonucleoprotein G. Gene Ontology annotation, cellular component: U12-type spliceosomal complex; catalytic step 2 spliceosome; U1 snRNP. The transcript has 4 exons. Bases 104 to 349 code for a protein of 81 amino acids. The record is from RefSeq and is a predicted model, not a curated record. NCBI's taxonomy places the organism in Eukaryota, Viridiplantae, Streptophyta, Magnoliopsida, Ranunculales, Papaveraceae. Gene Ontology annotation, molecular function: RNA binding. Gene Ontology annotation, biological process: mRNA splicing, via spliceosome; spliceosomal snRNP assembly.
UUUUUUUAAUACACUAGUAGUACUCGAGACACGCACAAACUGAGGGUUUUUAGGGUUUCGAAAACGAAAUCGUUCCUCUCAACUCAUCUUCUCCUCCGUCACCAUGAGUAGAUCCGGUCAGCCUCCAGAUUUGAAAAAGUACAUGGACAAGCAGCUUCAAAUCAAGCUGAAUGCUAACCGUGUUGUGGUUGGGACUCUUCGUGGGUUUGACCAGUUCAUGAAUCUCGUGGUCGACAACACCGUUGAGAUGAAUGGAAAUGACAAAAACGACAUUGGCAUGGUGGUAAUCAGAGGAAACAGCGUGGUUAUGAUUGAAGCUUUGGAGCCUGUUAGUAAAGCACAGCAGUAGUUAAUUAAGGGAUUGUAUCUAUAGCGUGCUUGUCGUCCGCUAGCAAUUUAGCAUGUAGCUCUUUGACACUGACUUCUCACUAAUGAUAGCUGCUGCCUGCUGAUGAUGUUUGAUCAAUGAACAUAUUGAUACCUAACUCCUUAGUCCUUACUGCUGGUUAAUUAAGUUUUCAACAUGUAAUUGAUUAGGUUUAUUUCACUAAUGAUCAUGUUGUGUCGGGUCUUACAUCCUUUCUCAAAGCGGGAUAUCGACUUUGAACACUUAAUUUACUUAUCCAUGGUGGGUAACUAAUCGUAUUCCA